Molecule: messenger RNA, 423 nt
Organism: Meloidogyne enterolobii
Lineage: Eukaryota; Metazoa; Nematoda; Chromadorea; Rhabditida; Meloidogynidae
Source: the annotation of a GenBank genome assembly
UUUUUGAAUAAAAAAAUGAAUCAACAAGAAGAUGAUUGUUUAAAUAAUUCUUCAUGUAAUAAUAAUGCAGUAAAUAAUGAAUUAGGAAGACAAGAAUGGGACAACUUUGGAGAAAUUCCAGAACUCCCAACAGGGCAAACACUUCGUUUUGAAUUAUUAUCACCUUGGGAUGACCCAACUUAUAUAGGUUUGGGGCGUAUUGAAAUAUUCAAUUCUCAAGGAGAACGCCCCUCAAUAAUUAAUACAUUCACAAAUUCUUUGGAAAAUUAUGGAAAUUUAUUUAAUUUAUUUGGAGAGGAAAGACAACAACAAAGACCUUCUACUAGCCCUUUAAUUAAUAAAACAAGUAAAAAUAUUAACAGAAAUGAAGUUGUAAAUAAUAGUGAAUAUUUGUUGAAUAGAAAUAAUAAUACACAAUGGUAA